Messenger RNA from Rasamsonia emersonii CBS 393.64, 753 nucleotides. RefSeq names its product Aspartic protease. NCBI's taxonomy places the organism in Eukaryota, Fungi, Ascomycota, Eurotiomycetes, Eurotiales, Trichocomaceae. The transcript has a single exon. The record is from RefSeq and is a predicted model, not a curated record. The coding region runs from base 1 to 753 and encodes 250 amino acids.
AUGUUAGCAUUGGCACCUCCCGAGCAGCCUGUGUCGCUAUAUCCUGGGGGGAUCUGGGGCAGCCACAUCCUCACGACAUAUAUUUGUCAGAAUAAAUCGCUCUCCCCGACGUGUUAUGGGCAGCAGGCGGGCCUGUUCAACCCUGAUAAAUUCUCUAAAUUCAACAACCACUCGAUCGCACUCUACGAGAGCGGAGAGAUCACCACCGGCGUCCAUGCCAUUCCGCAAUACGGCUUUAUGAAGAAUGCCAUGGAUAAUAUGGAUAUAGGCGGAGUUAUUAUUCCCAAUGUCACCAUCAUGACGGUCACCAACACCUCCCAGACAUACCCUAGAGGUCAAAGUUAUCCGGUUGAGGUGGGAAUCUUGUCCCCUAGGCGCUCCUCGUUACAACACAUCCUACACCGAAAACGACGGCCGCCCGCCGCUGAACACGACUUUUAUCAACAGCUACCUAUAUACGAACGGAGGCGGCAAGGCUAUUCCGUCGUACUCGUACGGAUUGCACAUUGGAUCGGCCGCCUUGAACAUCCCCGGUUCUCUCUUCUUGGGCGGAUACGACCAGUCGCGUGCGCUGGAGCCAGUGUCGGCCCAACCCUAUACCUCGGCAGAACCUGGAGGGUCGUUUGCGAUCGAGCUUCUCGAUAUCGAAAUCGGAGUCGCCACCGGAGGAUCUCCGUGGAACUUCACGAACAAAACGGGCCUGCUGAUCCAGGGAGAUUCCCCCUCCCUCAAGUCCGCAGACAUUACCCGUGA